GCAUACACUCCAUCUUCGAGAUUCCUUCCAAAUCAAAAUUGGAAGGAGGUAAGGAGGUAUUUUACAUUGAAAUCAGUUUCUCUCUCUCAAUCCCGUCUUCAUCUUCCCGAGAUCAUUGCAUACACUCCAUCUUCGAGAUUCCUUCCAAAUCUUGCGUCAUAAUCUGUUAUUACAUGAUGGGUCCAUAAAGACGAGGCCAUGGAUCUGUAUGAAGUUCGACAGUCAAGAUGUAAAAAGCAUAGAUGAUGUUUGAUGAAUUGGCCGACUGAUUCUCUUGCUAAUUUAGUGUGCAAAAACUCCAUUUAGUUGGUGCAGGGAGCAAAAUGGGACAUAGAUGCAGUAUUAUUAUCCUUGGUUGCACAUUGAGUAAUAGAUUUGUUAGAGCACAGAGUGAGCAGAUGCAGCGACAGAGCAGGAAUUGAAAGAGUGAUAGUUUUUAAAAGCUACCACGAGCUAUGACCAGCGAGAGAAACAAAGCCAAAUAGAGAAUAGUCUUACAUCCGAUGGUGUUUUCAAGAUUCAAGGUUGAUAAGGAAGAAGUAUGCUUCAGAAGAACAAUUGGAGUACAAAAGAUGAGUAUUUCUUUGAUGGAAAACUUAUCACCUGGGUAUUUAAUAUUCCAUCUAGUUAAGUUUUUUUACUCUCUUCUAUUUGGAGCUAUUUGAUGAAUGUUAUUGGAAAACCUUUUAAGUGUUGUUUUAUCAGGACUGGACUAAUGACUUUACUACUGUGCUAGAAUCUUUUGUUCUAAUCCAUACUAUAUAUGGUGUACCAUAGGGAAAGGUUAGGUUGAUAAACUUUCACUUUGAUCUCUGUCUUUGGUUAUCUUUUUCCAUGUGACAAGUAAAUUCUUUUGUUGUUUUGCAGAUAGUAUCUCUAAGAAGUCAGAAAAGAUUCCAGACACUUGAUCUUUUGAUAAAAGAACUGAAGAUGCAUUGCAGAAAUAGGCAGAAAUCAUUUUCCCUGUGAUAGGGUUUUAGUGGAGAUCAUGUGCUAAUCAUCCUCACUUAGGAAUACCAUGGCGUUAGGGAUGCUGGUUGCAAUUUAGGUUAAUCUAAAAUGUGGCUAGUGAAUGCCACAGAUUGUUACACGGAGAAACAACUUGCAUAGUGAAUGCCACAGAUUGUUACACUGUAGAAUUUAGGCUUCUUGUAAGCUUUCAUGUUCCUCAUAGAUAUGUUUUUUAGAUUGACUUUUAGGACAUUUUCUCUUUUUAAAGUGUUUAGUAGCAUCAAACCCUGCAGUCUGUAUUAUGGUCUCGACCGUAUCUCUAGCUCAUGCUUUUUGCCCUCUUUUAAAAUAGAGUAUUUUGAUUAAUCUUUUCAUUAGAGAUGAUGAGGACUUUUAAGAAGUCACUCUCUAGGCACUAAAAUUGGUUGCUCUUAAAAUAGAGAGAUAAGUUGUUGGUCACUUGGUCCACAACUUAAAUACUUUAGACCACAUGCCACUUGUGUACGUAUUUGUAUAUAAACUCCCGCACUUCCUUCUUUCUUCAUCGAUCCUCCAAAUAAUAAUAAGCCUAUUUUAAUUUCCUUCCAGUACUUUUUUCUUCAUCCAAUUAGCAACAAUAAUCUGUGGAAGGAAGCUCGCCAGACAAGAGAAUGGAGGUCGUCGGCGGCAAAGAGAAAGGGGCAGCGGUGGCGGCGAAGAGGCAAGGUAUAAGGUGGGCGGACUUCUCUUUGAGGCUUCUGGCCUUUGCCAACACCCUUGCGGCGGCGCUAGUUCUUGGGUUGGACAAGCAGAGUAAGGAGGUAUCCAUGCAGGUUUUCCCCACACUUCCGCCGGUGAGUAUUCCGGUCACGGCCAAGUGGAAAUACAUGUCCGCCUUCGUGUACUUCGUGGUGGUGAAUGGCAUUGCAUGUGGGUACGCGGCCGUCUCUUUGGCCAUAAUAUGGGUAGAUAAUAAUAGGGGACAAAAUAGCGGUCGCACAACCACGUCAUCGGCCGCCUUGAUGCUCCUCCUAUUUGACCUACUAAUGGUGGUGGCCCUCUUUUCCGGCGUCGGAGCCACCACCGCCGUUGGCCUUUUGGGCUUCUAUGGCAACUCCCAUUUGCGGUGGAACAAGGUGUGCAACGUCUUCGGAAUCUUUUGCGCAAAAGUCGGCAGCGCUAUAACGGUUUCGCUCCUCGGUGCCACCUUGUUUCUCUUGCUUGUUGUACUUGCUACCUUAAAGCUUCACAAUAACAACAAGCAUCCUUAGUUAGAUUUGUCCGAUGUAUUUUAAAUUUUCUAGUAUCUUUUACUCCCUCCGUCUCAAAAACUCUUUCAUGUUUAAUUUUUUGCGCAUCCCAAAAAACACUUAUAUCCCGCUAUGAAUGCCGAAAAAAUUUCAAAACAACUUCUACCUACAAUAAAGAAGAAAGGUUGUAAAUUUUAGGUAUUUUAGAUGUCGGUAGAAGUGUUUUAUGAGAUGCGCAAAAAAUGAAACAGGAAAAACUUUUUGGGACGGAAAAAGUACAUUUCUGUUUCUUUUUUUCUUUAUUUCGAGAUCGAUCUCCUUUCAUUAGUUACAAUUGAUUGGGAUGAUAUAUAUGCAUGCAUUGUGUAAUAAUGUAAUAAUCAAGUUUAAUCAUAUAUAUACACGUACGGGUUUACAUCUAUUA
Molecule: messenger RNA, 2604 nt
Organism: Cuscuta campestris
Lineage: Eukaryota; Viridiplantae; Streptophyta; Magnoliopsida; Solanales; Convolvulaceae
Source: the annotation of a GenBank genome assembly